This is a messenger RNA of Phialemonium atrogriseum, 2208 nucleotides long. RefSeq names its product F-box domain-containing protein. Gene Ontology annotation, biological process: SCF-dependent proteasomal ubiquitin-dependent protein catabolic process. Bases 478 to 2067 code for a protein of 529 amino acids. Gene Ontology annotation, cellular component: cytoplasm; SCF ubiquitin ligase complex. Gene Ontology annotation, molecular function: protein binding. The record is from RefSeq and is a predicted model, not a curated record. NCBI's taxonomy places the organism in Eukaryota, Fungi, Ascomycota, Sordariomycetes, Cephalothecales, Cephalothecaceae. The transcript has 2 exons.
CGGCUAGCCAAAUGCCCCUACCAGCGCAUAGCUAAAUGCCCCUACCCGCGCAUAGCUAAAUGCCCCUGCCCGAAUAGCUAAACGUCCCUACCCAAAUAGCUAAGAGCCCCUGCCCGAAUAACUAAAUGCCCCUGCUCGCGGAGACAAGCUCCUCUAAAAUCACUUGAAACCCCGGAAACGGUUCUCUUAUUCCAAGCUUACAGGCUUAUUUUGGCCCGAUCCGGGGCCUUAGUUACUCGCUUAGCUGACUCAGGCGGAGGGGAAAUACCGAGUCACACCGAUCAAAAGAGCGGCAUGACACAAUGACACUGAUGAUUUCCACUUUUCCACAUCUCCCAUUGCCAUAGUCCAUUUCACUUGGUUGCCUGCCUUUGUAGUCUGCACUGGUGGCGGCGCUCAACAUUGCGCUUCUCCCUAGAUGCUCCUUUUGCCAAUUAAAUAGCCCCCCGCCAUCUUUCCUCGCAUCUAGCCAGCAACAUGAGUCCCUCCGAUAUAUCCGCCGAGCUCGAGUCGUUCCGGGAGCAAUGGCGGGCAGAAGUCCGCGCAAAAGUCCCGGGCUCGAGGAGCGACGUUCAGCGGCCGGCCGCUUCUACGUCCGCCUCACAGAGAACUUUGCGAACUACUGAGCCCUCGCGAAAGCAUGAAAAGGAAAAAAAGCCCUUGCAGCAGGAGGAGGAGGAUGAUGAUUAUGUCCCCCAAUCUCGCCCGUUUGACGAGCCAGAGGUAGAACCGACCGCCGAGUCCAGCUCGAGCACAGGGGGGGAGAUGGACGAGCUGAAAGGAAAGGAGCCGGUCUCGGCAUUGGACCAUUACGAGAAGGCGGUUGAGAAGGAGGUUGUGGGUAACCUUGGCGACAGCCUGCGCUUAUAUCGCCAGGCAUUCAGGAUGGAUCAUCGGGUAGACCUGAAGUACAAGAACAAGCACUUUCCCGCUCCCCCUCCCGGCUCCAAACCCGUUCAGGAAAACCCGUCCAAUGCCCCGGUGACUGUCCCAAGCACAGCCCACCACUCCCCAGAUGGCCGCCAGCCGUCGAUGGAGGAACUCAUUGCGAGCUUCGCCGGGUUUGCCAUCGAGGCCAGACCUGCCGAGAUCGAAGGUACGCCGCAGCCGCCCUGCCCGAUCGCCGGGCUCCCGGAUGAGAUUCUCAUCCACAUCCUGCGCGACGUCGCGAUCCUCGACGUCGGCGAUUUUGUCCGCCUCGCGCAGGUAUGCAGGCGUCUGGCCUACUUGGUCGCCACGGAGGACCGGAUCUGGCAGCGGGUCUGCCUUGGGACCGAGGUCGGCUUCGGGGCCAUGCACUACCACUGGCAGCGCGGCGUGUCGUGGGAACCGCUGGACCCCGACGAUGACGGCCCGGUCGCAUUGUCGUCACUAUCGUCGGGGGACCUGGUCCUACCCCUUUCCGCGGCGGAGCUGGCCGCGCGGCAGCGGGAGGAGAACGAGGCCAACACGCUCGGGUUCCUGGACGCGCUGUACUCGUCGUCAUGGCAGCGCAUGCUCCGGCUGCGGCCGCGGGUGCGGUUCAACGGGUGCUACAUCAGCACUGUCAACUACAUCCGGUCCGGGCAGGCGUCGGCGAACCUGGUGACGUGGAACAGCCCCGUGCACAUCGUCACCUACUACCGGUACCUGCGCUUCUUCCGCGACGGCACGGCCGUCUCGCUGCUGACGACGGCCGAGCCCGCCGACGUCGUGCCCCACCUGACCCGCGACGCCCUGGCGCUGCACGCGGGGGGCGCCAUGGCCCACCUGCCGUCGGCGGUGAUGCAGAGCGGGCUGAGGGGGCGGUGGCGCCUGGCCUGCGCGGCGGACGCGCCGGAGGCGUCGGUUAGCGAGGUCGAGGGGGACGUGUUCGUCGAGACCGAGGGCGUCGGGAAGUACAUGUACCGGCUGGACCUGUCGCUGCGCAGCUCGGGCCGGGGCGGCGGCGGCCCGAGGAACAACAAGCUCGUCUGGAGGGGCUUCUACAGCUACGAUAGGCUGACCGACGACUGGGCCGAGUUUAGGCUUAGGAACGACAAGCCUUUCUUCUUCAGUAGGGUCAAGAGCUAUGGGGCGGGCGAGUGAGUUGGCGCGCGGAUUUGCUGAUGAUGUCCUCAUUCUCUUACUUACUUAUUACCUUGGUGCCCUCUGUCUCCCUUUUGGGCUUGCUGGCCGAAAUUCUUUGACAGGGUCACAGGGUGAGGUUGGCGUUCCUAAUCAAGCCCU